AGAUCCAAAGCACCUGUUCAACUCAUCUGCUAUUUCCUUGAUCCCCAUAAUAAAUUCAUCUUUUUCAUGCUAAUUCACCCAUUGAUGAGGUCACGGGGAGUCACAAGGGGCCCAUUGAUGAGGUCAGGGGAGGCAUCGAUGUGGUGAUAGUUACGUCCCUGCUCCAGCCCACAGUCAACUGGACGAACCAUCAGUGAAGCAUGAUGCACCAAAUACUGCUUUUGACUCUGGGCACUCUGGCUCUAAUGGGCGGCUUGCCCAAAUUCAUGAAACAGGAGGAUGACUUGGCUUACUGCUCGGGCACAGCCCCCUGCUCCCUGGCCUUCCUGUCAAACAACCCACUCAGCCUGCGUUGCCCAGCUGCCACUGAAGCACUUGAAGACACCGUCUACUGGCAGUACCAGGACCUCAGCCAGCCUCAAACCAAACCCCGCACCUUCAUCGGACCCAGGCACUUGAGGGUGUACCGUGGGCCAAUGGGCAAACUGGGAAGACGAGCCAAGCUACGGAGAGGAUCCUUGAUCAUGAACAAGGUGGAGACCUCAGACACGGGCCUGUACCUGUGCAAGUCGGCUGACUCCACCCUAGCCGCCUACCAGGUAGAUGUGCAGGACUCGUCUCUGCUUUACGUGUCCCACCAAGGGCUGGGGGAAAACAUUUUGUCAAACCAGAGCCUGAGGGUCAACUUGGGCUCUUCCCAGUACAUGGUCCGGCUCUACACCCGCUGGGGACCAUGGCAGGACUGUGACCGAUGCAAGGUGAUGGGGGAGCAGAAGAUGAUGGGCUUCUGCUAUGCCAAGCUAAGCGAGAUGGACAAGGACGAGGAAGAGGACGAGGAACUGGAGGUAAAUGGAGCCACCUUGCCCUGCGGCCUAAUGGAGCUGCACAUUGGGCAGUCCUUGCCCCAGCGCGGCGCCGAGCUCCACUACCAGAUGUGCCGCGAAUCGUGCGAGAAGGAGGAAAUACCAACGGAGAUCGUAGCCAAUCUGUUGCCGGAGAUUGGCGAUUGGUGGUGGUCGGGUCGGGAGACUGCGUUCAACUGGAUGGAGCCUCGCAUGCUACUGCAGACGGUGUACCUCGACAUCCAUGACAAUGCCCGGAUGACAUGCCCGGGGGCAUCAGUGUAUACGCCCGUUCUAUGGCAGCGCGACUCCACAUUCAUCACCCGAGGUGGCAACUGUAACGGGUCCCACCAGCUGGACGACACCACGGGCGGCGGCAUCUACCAAAUCGAAAGCGUGAAGCCCUCCGACCGCGGCAUUUACCGCUGCUGGGUGCAUGGGCAUAAGGUCGCCUCCUUCCACCUCGAGACGCCCGAGCUGCCAGUAGUGCACCACCGCGUCACCCGGCGACUGCUCGAUGGCAUGAGAAUCUUGGUCGGCACGAUCGCCAUGGUCUUCGUGAUCAGCGCCGUGGCUGAGACACUGUACACCUGCUUGUUUGAGAUCUACUAGUUCAACUGCCUCCUCCAGAACAUAAAGACCACAAGACACAGGGGCAGAAUUAGGCCCACCUCCGCCACUCUAUCAUGGCUGAUUCAUUUUUCCCUCUCAAUUCUUGACAACUUCUGAAAU
This is a messenger RNA of Leucoraja erinaceus (little skate), 1574 nucleotides long. RefSeq names its product protein FAM187B-like. Lineage: Eukaryota; Metazoa; Chordata; Chondrichthyes; Rajiformes; Rajidae. The transcript has a single exon. Bases 201 to 1454 code for a protein of 417 amino acids. The record is from RefSeq and is a predicted model, not a curated record.